GUUCUCUGGAAUACAGGUGGAGCUCGGACACGGUAGAAGGACGAAUACUGAUCAGUUAAAAGAUUUUUGCGUAAAACUAAUUUCGUUUAUAUUAACAAGAACUCAUCACGAACAAAGGACGCGGUAUUUAAGUCUCGAAAUUCAAAGUGUGAUGGGGUUAUGGAGGCUGGUGUGGAUUCUGUGCAUGAUGCCGGUGUUUGUUCAUGGAGAAAUAUCGGUAAACUUUAAAACCGGGCGGCCCCUCUACGUGGCGCUUGGAAAAACCCUGGUUUUGGAGGCCGUAUUUCAGAAGAACCCAGAGGAUAAGAUAGACAUGGUGACGUGGGACCACGAGAGAGAAAAGGAGAAUAUCAGAAUAUCAGGGACUGUUCAUGACAAAAGGAUAUCUUUGGAGAAGGAUAAUGCACUUCUGCGGAUAACAAAUAUUUCGAGAGGUGACUUUGGCACCUACAAAGUUACAGUAACAGACAGUAAUGGAGACCAGCAGCACGACUCCAUAGAAGUGCGAAUGAUGGAGCAACCUCUGAAGGUGUCCAUUGUAAACCUGUUGGAGUGUUUUGUGGAUACAAAUGACGUUGCGCAGUGGGAUACCCCUCAGUUCUUGUGGUUUGUUGAUGGCGUUGAGGUAACCACUCAAACUGCCCUGUUAGCAAAUGGCAGAAGACUAAACAUCUCACAGGUCAAAGGAGAUAACUACACCUGCAUCACCCACAGCAGUCUUGGAACAGUGACUACACAUUAUGAGACAUCAAAAGAAACUCAGACUUCUUCCAGCUAUUUGCCAUGUUGUAAGGGACUGAUUGCAGCUGGAGUUGCAUUAGCAUUGCUUUUUGUAGCUUGUGUACUUUUCAUGAUGAGAAGCAGAAAACGGCAUUUGUACGUACCUACAGAUGUGGAGGUGGCCGUGCCUAAUUGAGUCCUCAUGUUACACUCACAGAGCAGAUUUUAUUUUAUUUCAAUUAUUCUUUUAUUUUUACUUGUAAAUAUGUAAAAAAAAAAAUAAUAAUAAUAAUUUAUUGUGAUGGUUAUUUAUUUAGAUUUUUAUGUUGGUGCUGCAUUACAGUGAUCCUCUCAACUGAUUUGGUUUUACUUUAUCUUCUAUUAGAAAGGCCUGGACAGUGAUUCUACUUAAAAUUAGAGCAUUUCUUUUAAAAUGACAGAAUGUGAUUUGAGAAAAUGUUUUUUUUGUUUUUUGCCUUAUGCUUUUUUUUGGUUUACAACAUAAGUUAUAGUCUUAAAAGAACUGUAUAUUUUGUGAAAGACUUAUAUUUCUUCCUCAGUUGUUCUUCUGUCAGCCUGCUAUGUAAUCAUAUUUUGACACUGGUGUUCAAGUGUCCAAAGAAAAUAAAAGUUUAAAAACUGAUAUUGAGAGUGUGAUUCAUACCAGAAAGGG
Myxocyprinus asiaticus (Chinese sucker) is the source of this 1393-nucleotide messenger RNA. RefSeq lists its product as uncharacterized. The transcript has 6 exons. Lineage: Eukaryota; Metazoa; Chordata; Actinopteri; Cypriniformes; Catostomidae. The record is from RefSeq and is a predicted model, not a curated record. The coding region runs from base 152 to 916 and encodes 254 amino acids.